This is a messenger RNA of Chara braunii, 919 nucleotides long. Lineage: Eukaryota; Viridiplantae; Streptophyta; Charophyceae; Charales; Characeae. The record is from the annotation of a GenBank genome assembly.
CGGAGGCUUCAUAUGGAAUGGGAGGCUGAGGAAACAAGACGACGAAGGGAGGAGGAGGAGCGACGAGUGCGCGAGAACAAGAGAUAUGCAGAGGCAGGAAGAACAUAUGAGACUCGAAGAGGAGCGAGAUGCGAGACUACUAAGGAUAGUGAGAAGUGAGAUGAGAAAAGACAGGGAUGAUGAAAGGGAGAGAUAUGAGAGAAAAGAAAAGGCGGUAGUUAAGACAGGAGGUCGAAAUGAGGCAGCACAGGCUAAGAAAGAGCGAUUGAGAAGGUUGAUUGCAGCGAAGACCAUCGGGUCUGUCACGGAGGAGGACGACGAAGAGUUACUCAUGUUGAGAAUGAUGGCGAUUAAGCUGAAUAUAGCGGAGAAGCGGAAGCGUGAACCGGACGUGGCGGUCAGAAAUAGUCCGCCUCUGGUCACGCCGAAAAAGAGAUCCAACUUGAAGCUGACCGAGGAGUCGAAGACACGAAUUGAGCAACUCAGGAGUGACUUGACCACGGAUACCGGAACGACGAGCACGCCUGGGAAAACCGAUCUCUCGCUCAAGCACAUUUCGCCAUCAUGCGGGAUCGGAGGGAAGGAGAGGUUCGAGCAAGACUGCCAGGAGUUCUACGACGCUUUGACCAUCGACGAACUCAAAGAGGCCUGUCGUAGGGAGAAAGUGACGUAUGGGAAUCGGGAACUAGCCAUAAAAAGACUAGUUAUCCGAAGAUCGGUGGUUGCAUAUGAUCCUUUGAAUAUUCCACUACCAUCGACACUGCGUACGAAGACCAGAAGUGAGAGAGGAGUCAUCAACAAGGAGGUCAAAAAGGAAGACGACAUCUUGGCUAGCUCGGACUCGGAAGCAUAAUAUUCUGAAGAUGAGUCGGAUUGAGGAGUUUGUCGUCGAGACGACUACUUCGAAGUAGCGGAAAGG